Molecule: messenger RNA, 5412 nt
Organism: Bacillus rossius redtenbacheri
Lineage: Eukaryota; Metazoa; Arthropoda; Insecta; Phasmatodea; Bacillidae
Gene: Nos
Product: nitric oxide synthase, salivary gland
Exons: 25
Coding region: 41-3442 (1133 amino acids)
Biological process (GO): nitric oxide biosynthetic process
Molecular function (GO): flavin adenine dinucleotide binding; NADP binding; nitric-oxide synthase activity
Source: RefSeq, a predicted model, not a curated record
GCCCGCCGGGCCGCAGUGGAGCGCGCGAGCAGCCGUCGCCAUGGCCUCCUUCCUGAAGCUGAAGAACCACCAGAGCGGCGGCGUGCACGAGGACCGCCUCUUCGGCGGCUGUCCCGUCGCGCGCUCGCCGACGCAGUGCUCGGACAAGGUGUGCACCGGCAGCAUGCUGGCGCUGACGGGGCCGCCCCGGGACGGGCCCAGGACCCAGCACGAGCUGCUGCACCACGCCAAGGACUUCCUGGACCAGUACUUCGCCUCCAACCGCAGGUCCAACAGCGCGGCUCACCAGGCCCGCUGGCUGCAGGUGCGGCAGGAAGUGGAGGCCAGCGGCUCGUACCAGCUCACGGAGACGGAGCUGGUGUUCGGAGCCAAGCUGGCCUGGAGGAACUCUGUGCGCUGCAUCGGCCGCAUCCAGUGGUCCAAGCUGCAGGUGUUCGACUGCCGGUGCGUGACCACCACCAGCGGCAUGUUCGAGGCGCUCUGCAACCACAUCAAGUACAGCACCAACAAGGGCAACAUCAGGUCGGCCAUCACGGUGUUCCCGCAGCGCACGGACGGCGCCCACGACUUCCGCAUCUGGAACCCGCAGCUCGUCAGCUACGCCGGCUACCGGCAGCCGGACGGCUCAGUGCUGGGCGACCCGGCCUCCGUCGAGUUCACCGAGGUGUGCGUGAAGAUGGGCUGGCACGGACACGGCACGGCGUGGGACGUGCUGCCUCUAGUGCUGUCCGCCGGCGGGGAGGACCCCGACUACUUCGACAUCCCUCCCGACCUGGUGCUGCAGGUGCCGCUCACCCACCCCAGGUACGAGUGGUUCGAGGAGCUGGGCCUGCGCUGGUACGCGCUGCCCGCCGUGUCCGGCAUGCUGUUCGACUGCGGCGGGCUGGAGUUCCCGGCGGCGCCCUUCAACGGCUGGUACAUGAGCACCGAGGUGGGCCGCGACCUGUGCGACCCGCACCGCUACAACGUGCUCGAGAGCGUGGCAGCGCGCCUGGGCCUGGACACGAGGACCGCCGUCACGCUGUGGAAGGACCGCGCCCUGGUGGAGGUCAACCUGGCCGUGCUGCACAGCUUCCAGUCGUGCAACGUGACGGUGGUGGACCACCACACGGCCUCCGAGUCCUUCAUGAAGCACUACGAGAGCGAGAUGAAGCUGCGACGGGGCUGCCCCGCCGACUGGGUGUGGAUCGUGCCCCCCAUGUCGGCCUCGCUCACCCCAGUCUUCCACCAGGAGAUGGCGCUGUACCAGCUCAAGCCCUCCUACGACUACCAGGUGGCCGUGUGGAAGAGUCACGUGUGGAAGGCAGGCAUGGACUCCCUCAUAGGCAAGAAGCCCAGGAAGAAGUUCCGCUUCAAGCAGAUCGCAAGGGCCGUGAAGUUCACGUCGAAGCUGUUCGGCCACGCGCUGUCCCGCCGCAUCAAGGCCACCGUGCUGUACGCCACGGAGACCGGCAAGGCGGAGAUGUACGCCCGCAAGCUGGGCGAGAUCUUCGCGCACGCCUUCAACGCCCAGGUGUACUGCAUGGACGAGUACGACGUGGGCAGCAUCGAGCACGAGGCCCUGCUGCUGGUCGUCACCUCCACCUUCGGCAACGGCGACCCGCCGGAGAACGGCGUGUCUUUCGCACAGAACCUAUACGCAAUGAAGAUGAAUGAAAACGAAGACAUGGUGAACGGAUCGAACGAGAAAUUCAGCAUGGCCAGCUCCAAGUCGUUCAUAAAGGCCAACAGCCAGUCGGAGCUGAGCGCCGAGACGCCGCGCCCCCUGGACCCGGCCCGCGGCCCCAGCGGUGACGUCAUGGCCGAGGACACGUUCGGCCCGCUCAGCAACGUCAGGUUCGCUGUGUUCGCUCUCGGCUCGAGCGCCUACCCCAACUUCUGCGCCUUCGGCAAGUACGUGGACAACCUGCUGGGGGAGCUGGGAGGCGAGCGGCUGCUCAAGAUGGUGCAGGGCGACGAGAUGCUGGGGCAGGACCAGGCGUUCCGCAAGUGGGCGCCCGAGGUGUUCACGACGGCGUGCGAGACGUUCUGCCUGGACGACGACGCCAUCCUGGAGGCCACCAAGUCGCUGAGGGCGCCCACCCUGUCGGCGGCCACCGUGCGCCUCCUGGAGGCCGAGGAGCGCCCGCUCGCCGAAGCAUUAUCAAAAUGCCACGGCAAGGACAUAAUCGCGUGUAAAGUACUUGGAAAAAGAAACCUACAUGGGAAUGACGCCAGGACCACCAUGCUGGUGGAGGUGGGCGCCCCCCUGGCCUACGAGCCCGGGGACCACGUGGGCGUGCUGCCGGCCAACCGCCGCGAGCUGGUGGACGGCAUCCUGGCGCGCCUGCAAACCUCCUUGGACGUCGACCGGCCGGCGCAGCUGCAGCUGCAGAAGGACACGCGCACGCCCGACGGCGUGGUGAAGACGUGGGAGAGCCACUACAGACUGCCGCCCUGCUCGCUCAGGACCUUGUUCACUCGCUUCCUCGACAUCACGACUCCGCCCACGCCCAACCUGCUGCAGCAGCUGGCGGCCGCCGCCUCGGACCCCGAGGACAGCCGCCGCCUCAUGCGGCUCGUCACGGAGCCGGCCGCCUACGAGGACUGGCGCCACUGGCACAGCCCGCACCUGCUGGAGGUGCUGCAGCAGUUCCCGUCCGUGCGGCCCUCGGCGGCGCUGCUGGCCGCGCAGCUGGCGCCUCUGCAGCCGCGCAUCUACAGCAUCUCGUCCUCGCCGCUCGCGCACCCGGGCCAGGUCCACCUCACCGUCGCCGUCGUCGUCUACCGCACGCAGGGAGGCAAAGGUCCGAAGCACUAUGGUGUUUGCUCCAACUACUUGGGUGAUAUAAGCAUCAACGAUGACAUCUAUAUGUUCGUUCGGAGCGCGCCCAGCUUCCACAUGCCGGCCGACAUCAGCAGGCCGCUCAUCAUGGUCGGGCCGGGCACCGGGGUGGCUCCAUUCAGAGGCUUCUGGCAACACCGAAAGUUCCAGAUGGAGUCCCUCCGCCAAGGGGGUCAGCAGGCGGGCAGCAUGUGGCUGUUCUUCGGCUGCCGAGGGGAGGCGCUGGACCUGUACCGCGCCGAGAAGGAAGUCGCCGUCAAGGAGGCGGUCCUGGACCAGACGUUCCUGGCGCUGUCGAGGCAGCCGUCCGUCCCCAAGACGUACGUGCAGGACCUGCUGAGGCGGCGGGCGGCAGACGUCUACCGCAAGCUGGUCCUCGAGCAGGGCCACUUCUACGUGUGCGGCGACUGCACCAUGGCCGAGAACGUCUACCAGACGCUCAGGCAGAUCAUCCAGCAGCAGAGCGGCAUGUGCGAGCAGGACGUGGAGACGUACAUGCUGAAGCUCAGGGACGAGAACCGCUACCACGAAGAUAUCUUCGGCAUCGUAUUGCGCACAGCUGAAGUACACGACCGCUGCCGCGAGAGUGCGCGCAUCCGCAUGGCGUCGCGGCCAUAGCGCAGGCGUGCGCUUUCCCACCUGUUCUGCUGCACCAUCUGAGCGGGCUCGCUCCGAACUACAGCAUCUGUCCCGCUGCGCCAUCUGAGCGGGCCCGCUUCAAACUACAGUGCCUGCUCCGCUGCGCCAUCUGAGCGGGCUCGCACCGAACUACAGCGCCUGUUCCGCUGCGCCAUCUGAGCGGGCCCGCUUCGAACUACAGCGCCUGUCCCGCUGCGGCAUCUGAGCGGGCCCGCUUUGAACUACAGCGCCUGUUCCGCUGCGCCAUCUCAGCGGGCUGGCCCCGACCUACAGCACCGUUGACAACCCUCAUGGCCCGUCUACAAUUAAUAUGGCGUUAUACAGUAAAAGCUAAACGUAUCAAUAAACGCACAGGCGUGGAUAUAAUGUGGACGUUAUUGGCGAUGAAGUAACCAAAAAUUACAAAGCAUUGGCCGAAGCAAUUUUGUAUAGUUUAUCUCAAUCAAAUAUUUUAUUUGUUUUUCGACCUUAUUCAACUUUUAAGUGUUUGAUGUGUAACAUCUUAGCUCUCGGUAUACAGCAUUUGGAAGAAGUUAUUUCUUGAAUGGAACGGUAGUCGCAUGGAACGGAAACGUGCAACCACUGUGCUGCCAUCUGUGAUGUUUGGCGCGAACCAAAGUUUAAAAAAAUAAAGAAAAACUUUAUAUUAUUAACUGUUAAAUAAAUCCGGUUUCAAAGCCGAAGAUUAGGUUUUAUUUUUCAAAUCUUCUUCGCUUUUAUCGAAGCCAUUCCAUUAUAAAGUUAAAACAAUUUCUGUCUGCAAAUCGAAUUUUUCGAUAGUCGGCGUAUCUGCUCUGGCAGCGAAUUCUAGCGGCGGAUGUGGAAACUACGUGAGUUUCGCGUCAAUAAAUGUAGUUGAAAACACAAUUUUCUUGUAUUUAUCUCGCUCGGCAUUAUUUCAAAUAUUCUACCUUAAAUUUCGUGUCCGAGAUUUGUAUUAUAAGUGUAUUUGCAACAUGAGAGCACAAAAUAUUUUAUUUUUACCGAGGUCAAAUGUUACAAAUCUCUGGCGAGUACUGAAUGAAAGAGUGUGUUAAAAUUGAAAGUUUACUUAUGAUCUAUGCGAGAACACAGUUAAACAACAUCAUUUAACGUAGGUACACAUAAUGUUACACAUAGUGUUCACACUCAAAUAUGUUUCCUUAUAGCAUUCAUAUCAUCGAGAUGGCAAAUAUCAAUGUACAAUUAGCUUUAACAUUCGUUAAUGGUGACGUGCCGGAUUCUGUUUGUCGUUAAUACCCGUUCUACUAUGGCACGGAAGCAUUGACGGAUGACGUAAAGAAGAUUAAUAUCACGAAACGCUAACGCGCUUCAAUGGCACGCAUGCGGAUUGCGUACACGGACACAUACGGAUUAGCUUCGUAAUGCCCAAAUCUUCGGUUUACGUUGCUCCUUGCGAUUAAUUGAAACCGAGUAAUGAUAGCCAUCUUUGUUUACGGUUUUAAUACACUAAUGCCAGGCUCUAAUGUUUUGUAAUAUUUUGUGGUUUAUUUUUAUUGUAUAUGUAAAUUGAGAACGUGUUAUGUUACCGUAUCUCAAAUGAUGUUUCAAUUUUUUUUUUUUUGCAUAGCCGUGGAAAUCGAUCUCAUUGGUUGCCUUUUGUUACUUUACUGUGGAUUAUAAAACAGCUGGCGUAUAUUGAAACGUUCCUUGAUACGUUUCCGAUUUUACUUUUCCGCGCCAUUGAGGAACGAGCCAAAACUCUAAACGCCAAAUAUUUAUGGUAUGGUGCAAUUUGUUUACUGUGUCCAAGUCUUUAAUUACUUGUAAUGUGAUCAUUCAAGUUAGCAAAUCAAUUGUAGACAGGCCUACACACACACCUGGCCUAGCCGCGUCAGAUUAUUUAUGUAUUUAAAGUAUUCAGUAGCUAAGCUGCCAUAUGUUUAUUCUUGUGUUCUUUUUUUUAUAUCCUCUCAUGUAUACAUAUUAAAAGUUCCAACUCCAUGCAA